AUGCCUAGAUGCAUCUUUGUGACUUUGCUGAAGGCUUUAAGACUUCCUGCCCUGUUUGAUGAUUUCACACUUGUUGGGCCAAAGCAUUCCAUUAUCCCAUUGGAUCGUUUUCAAAUUGAGGAGCUGGUACAGAGACUGGACAAAGAUAAAACAGGAAUGAUUGACUACAGGGGCCUGGCUGAUACCCGGAAGCAAAUGAUGCGGGAUUAUCGACGUCAGCUUCGGAGAGAAGAAUCUCGCCUGAAGAAAGAAAAACAUAAGAGUGAACGUGUGCUGAAGACUUUCCAGUCUGCUGUUGAGAUGCUUUCGCCACACAGCUCUGCAGUCUUGUCACCUGGACAGAAAGUACAAGUUGAAGAAACAUCUGUCAGUGCUCCUCAUUUUUCAACAACUCCUUUAAGUUCUUGGCACCAUGUGAUGAUGACAAAUAGUAGUCGGUAUUCAGUGCCAACCAUGAGCCAGGAAGCAGCACAACACCUCCUAUCAUUUAGUGAACAAUACUCUACAUCCCACAUGGGUCUGUUGGCUUCUGAAAUUGAAGAUAAAUAUGACUCUGAACCCCAUGCCAGCUCUCAACCUCAAAUGUCUUCCCAACAGCCAAUUAUGGCUUAUGACGAAGAAGCUCAUCUUAAAUCUCAGCCUAACAUAAACUCUGCUGUUCAUAAAGGGAGGAACAAAUCCAAGAAUUCCAUCCGACGUAAAUUUGCUAAGACAAGCUCCACCCCCAAGAAACUAAACCCCAAAAACAAAGUAACAAAACCGUGAACAGAAAUGAGCUAGCAACACAAAAUCACAGAAAUUGAUUUCCCCUUUAAAUUUAUGUU
Protopterus annectens (West African lungfish) is the source of this 824-nucleotide messenger RNA. RefSeq lists its product as uncharacterized. Lineage: Eukaryota; Metazoa; Chordata; Ceratodontiformes; Protopteridae. The coding region runs from base 1 to 765 and encodes 254 amino acids. The transcript is spliced from 3 exons. The record is from RefSeq and is a predicted model, not a curated record.